Monodelphis domestica (gray short-tailed opossum) is the source of this 750-nucleotide messenger RNA. The record is from RefSeq and is a predicted model, not a curated record. Lineage: Eukaryota; Metazoa; Chordata; Mammalia; Didelphimorphia; Didelphidae.
AUGCCUGUGCGUGAGUGUGAGACAAGGCAUCCCAAAUGCAUCAGGUGCAGCGCCGCCGGCACAACCCGCCCUGCGGCCGGCCGAGAGCGCACCGAGUGCUCCGGCUCCCGGACCAGUCCCCCGACCGCCCAGCCCCGUAGCUUACACCCAGUCCCUGUCCUGCAAGGGAAGGGUCGACCAAGGGGGGAGGCAGCUGCGCCGGAGCUGACAGCCGGGGCUCUCCUCUAUUUCCCUUCGGCGGCGGCAGCAGCCACGGCAGCGGCGGCUGCAACAACAGCGGCGGCAGCAGCUUCAGCAGGGGAGAAAGGCAAAGAAAAUGAGGCGAAGCCAAUGGGCCAGAGUGGCCGCAGCGAGCGCGCCCCCCCCGGACCUCUCCAGCCCCCAGUGCGCCCGGGCGCGCGGCGCCGGCUAGACCGUGCGCCCCUCCCCGGCCCCCCACUCACCGCUGCUGAGCCGUGCGCUCUGGGGUGGGUGUGCGUGCCUGUGGGGCAAAUCACCACCGGCUGCGGCGCCUCCGCCGCGUCCCACGUCAACGCCGAGCCCCCUCCCCUGCGAGGCCCCGGCGCCUCUCCAUCUUUAGUGCUGGCGGCCGAGCGCGGCUCCCUGCCCACAGCUGCCCCCCUUCCUCCCUCCCUCACCCCCCCUCUCCUCCCCGGGCUCAGCCCUCCCACCCCCUGUGCUGGCCGAGCCGGGCGCUCCUCCGCCGUCCCCUCCCUCCCUGCUGCUCUCUCGGCUCCGGGCUUCGCCUGA